Perca fluviatilis (European perch) is the source of this 982-nucleotide messenger RNA. Its product is annotated as gastrula zinc finger protein XlCGF49.1-like. Gene Ontology annotation, molecular function: RNA polymerase II transcription regulatory region sequence-specific DNA binding; DNA-binding transcription factor activity, RNA polymerase II-specific. NCBI's taxonomy places the organism in Eukaryota, Metazoa, Chordata, Actinopteri, Perciformes, Percidae. Gene Ontology annotation, biological process: regulation of transcription by RNA polymerase II. Gene Ontology annotation, cellular component: nucleus. The transcript is spliced from 2 exons. The record is from RefSeq and is a predicted model, not a curated record. Bases 1 to 738 code for a protein of 245 amino acids.
AUGCAGACGCUAUUGGGGAUGAUCACACUGAUAAUCAGCCACACGGAGGAGGAGACCAGAGAACCUCAGUCAGCUUUAAACUCUCUGAAACAUGAUUCAAGACGUAAGAAACCAUUCAGCUGCUCUGAGUGUGGGAACAGAUUUGGCUCCAGGAGAAAUCUAAAUAGACACAUGAGAACUCACACAGGAGAAAAACCUUUCUGCUGCUCUGAGUGUGGGAGAAGAUUUGGCCACAAGCAACAUCUGAAGAGACACAUGAUAACUCACACAGGAGAAAAACCUUUCAGCUGCUCAGUGUGUAAGAACUCUUUUACACAGAGUGGAAGUUUAAGGAAGCACAUGGUAACUCACACAGGAGAGAAAUCUUUCAGCUGCUCUGAGUGUGGGAGAAGGUUUGGCCAAAGGGGACAUCUGAAGAGACACAUGAUAACUCACACAGGAGAGAAAGCUUUCAGCUGCCCAGUCUGUAAGAAAUCUUUGGCGAAUAGGGGAAGUGUAAAGGCACACAUGAGAAUCCACACAGGAGAGGAACCAUUUAGCUGCUCUGAGUGUGGAAAACGAUUUAGUCAAAACUCAAAUUUGAAGACUCACAUGAGAACUCAUACAGGAGAGAAACCUUUCAGCUGCUCUGUCUGUAAGAAAUCUUUUAGACGGAGUGGCCAUUUAAAAUAUCACAUGAAACAACACACGAGAGAGGAACCAUCUACUUCCUGUGUUAGUGACAUCAGAACGCAGUAGGAGUGGAGCUCCAGUGUGGACCAGGAGCAGCCAGAGAAUCUCAGCCAGGUCGGAACUCUCUGAACCAUAGAAAUACAAUGUCGGCAGAUGUACGACAUGAUAUGCUCCACUAAAGGCACGUUCAGCACUAAUACGACGGCUCAACGUUUAAAAACAUGGAAAGAGCAAUGCUUAAAGGAAUAUUUCACCGUUGGAAAGACGAAUAUAUCUUUAAAUUGGGUAACUUAUGUAGUAGAAAUGUGAA